Acaulospora morrowiae is the source of this 1164-nucleotide messenger RNA. The record is from the annotation of a GenBank genome assembly. Lineage: Eukaryota; Fungi; Glomeromycota; Glomeromycetes; Diversisporales; Acaulosporaceae.
AUGUCUUGCCAAAACCAAGAUAAUAUGCAACAUGACCUCGGUCACAUGGAUAUAGAGUGUAGUCAUUGCAGCACACUCCAUUGGUUAGAUGAAUGCUUAACAAAUUCUUUAAGAAAAAAUCUAAAAUUUGGAUCAUGUUGUCUAAAUGGAAAAGUUGUCCUUCCCCUCCUUCAUGAUCCUCCACCUUUUUUACGAAUGCUCUUUGAUGGUGAAGUUGACACUUGUCCAGAAUUUCGCAAGAACAUUUGCCAAUAUAAUGUAGCACAUGCAUUUACAUCAUUAGGUGCAAAAAUUGAUGCACAUGAAAUUCUCCUCCAAGCCUAUGAAGACGGUAUUGAUGAAGAUGUAGCAAUCUAUCUCCACCACACAAACACGACAGAUAAGCAUCACUAUAAUCUCCCUAUGAUAAACGAGAUAGCUGUUAUUCUACUAGGCAAUGGAUCAGUAUCAGAGGCAAUGCGUGAUAUUAUCAUUCGAUUGCGUGGAGGUUCAUUUGAACAUAUUCAUAAAGGGUAUCCAGCAUAUUUGCCACUGCAUUAUGUGCUUCUUUUCUCACAUGGUGAGCUUGGAUGGCAUAAAGGAUUGUGUCAUGUGUUGACAGAUACUGAGGAACAGCAACUUGAUAAUCAGAACAAGCAUUCUCAUCUUACACAAAUGAACUUCUAUUCUUUUCAUAUCCUCUCACGCAAUACUGAAUUCUCAACGAUCCUUCAGGUGGAAAGUUACUCCAUGAGUUUAUGGUUGAUGCAUGGGCAGCAACAGAGCAAAAUCGGAGAAAUCUUUUACCUUCGGCUCCUUCUCAUUGUUAUUCGUGGCCCACAAUCGUUUAAUCACUUAAAAACGGUCAAUAAUAUUACCCACCCAACAUUUAAAGAUGCAUGUCUAGCCCUGGGUUUAUUAGAGGAUGAUGAAGAAUGGAUCCAGUGUCUAGAAGAAGCUGCAGUCAUAUAUAGUGGCUUUCAACUGAGGUUACUUUUUGCUGUUAUACUUAUACAUUGCACUCCAACUCAACCUCAAGAUUUAGGGUUAUGCUUUCGUGUUAAUCUCUGUAAUGAUCUCCUUUAUCGUCUAAGUAAUGAACAUGCUAUUCGUGAACCUACUGAGAGUCAGAUAUUUGAUUUUAGACUUUCUCUCCUUGACAACAUCCUGCAUGAUUUUAACUAA